Molecule: messenger RNA, 330 nt
Organism: Necator americanus (New World hookworm)
Lineage: Eukaryota; Metazoa; Nematoda; Chromadorea; Rhabditida; Ancylostomatidae
Exons: 4
Coding region: 1-330 (109 amino acids)
Source: RefSeq, a predicted model, not a curated record
AUGUCGGUGGUGUCGAACUACUUCUCAGCUCGGGAAACCCUACCAGAGGACGAACCUCCGUUGUGCAUCGCAGUUCGGCGCCCAGAGUCACUUCCACGCCACUACGAAACGGGUUUUCAUCACAAGCUCACGAAGCAAGAGCUAAAGUAUGUGUUUGGCGUUGACGAACAUCAUCAGGUUCCGAAAUACCAGGUGAUUAACACCAGAAGGGUGCGGAAAGAGGAAGGAGGGCUUCAGAUACGGUUUUCUGCCUGGGAUGAUGACUUUGUGCUCGACCUAAAACCUUAUCGCCUUGUUAGCCCUCAUAUAGCAAAAAUUCAACGCAACUAA